UAUGUUCGUCAGCUGUACAGAUACCUAAAAAACUCACUAGUUGCACAUAAAUGAAAAUGGAAGCGGUUUGUCGCAUAUGCAGAAGCAACUGCGUCACUCUAGUAAAUAUCUUUGACCAGCUGGAGCAGGAGCCGCCACUAGUUGACAUUCUGAAUGAGUGCGGCAAUUGUAAAAUAAGCCCUACUGAUCCGUUGCCUCAGAACAUAUGCCUGUCCUGCAUAUUGGAUGCUCAAAAUGCAUUUCAAUUUAAGCGCAGGUGCGAGCACAGCCAACAGUACUUUUGGCUAUUGCUUGGUGUUGAAAACAAGGAUAUUUCCGACUGCGAAGACGUAGGUGUUCAAUGUACACUCGACAUCAAAGAAGAGCCUUUCAAAGACCCUGAAAGUUGCUCAGCGACUAAUUCCGACUGCGAAGACCUACCUCUCGAAUGUACUCUCCAUAUUAAAGAAGAGCCGUUGGAAAAUAUCCCGCAAGGAAGCAGUCCUGGUAACCAAACCCUUGAAUGUAAUGCAAAAAGCUCUGAGGCUUUGCAGCUAGGUGUUGAAAAGAAAGAGAAUUCCGACAUCGAGAAAAACGCAACUGCCCAAUGUACUUCUGAAAUCAAACAAGAACCAUUGGAAAAUAUUCUGCAAGAAAGCUUUAAAGUAUAUGAAAGUAGCUCAGCGGCGUUGUUGCGACAAAACAGCAAUGAAAAGGUCGACGCCAAGAAAAGUGGCAAACCUAAAUUUUAUUCAUGUUUAACUUGCGGAAAAUUGUUUAUUGCUAAAAGGAACCUGACGACACACAAGCGCAUUCAUACAAACGCAUUCAACGGUCAACGACCAUUUAAAUGUAGAAUAUGUCAAGAAAAAUUUUUAACUGUCAAUCACCUGAAGAGACACAAUUUUAAUCAUGCCAACGAACGAUCGUAUAAAUGUCCUCACUGCUUAAAGACAUUUGCCCACCGUGACAAUCUCAAUAAGCACAUUCGGGUACACCUCGAAGACCACGAGCACAAGUGUCCGCACUGCCAAAGGCUAUUUAGGUAUGCCCACAUUCUCGACGAACAUAUUCGCACAGAUAAAUGCACUAACUCAGGGUACAAGUGUCCUCUCUGCCUGAAAAUGUUAUACUCUGAGGGUUAUCUAAGGCGGCAUAUGAGCAAUCACUCUAGAAAGCAGACGAUUGGCGAAAAAGUACCAAAAGAGAUGCAAACAAGAAUUGAUAAUUCUGAAGAUAGAAACCCAAGCCCGUUGUCUUUGGUUAAGUCUUAAUCAGAGAACUUAUCGAUUGAGACGGAAGGAAAAGAUUCGAAUAAGUUGCUCGAGCACCUUUAAAACCAGAUGCGCCCAUGUCGGACAUGAAAGCACAAAGUACCCUUAAGCAUUAAACAUUAUCUACUUUAAUAACUGAAAUAAAUAAUACGCGUAAAACCAAACAAA
Molecule: messenger RNA, 1421 nt
Organism: Drosophila montana
Lineage: Eukaryota; Metazoa; Arthropoda; Insecta; Diptera; Drosophilidae
Product: zinc finger protein 595-like
Exons: 1
Coding region: 51-1253 (400 amino acids)
Biological process (GO): regulation of transcription by RNA polymerase II
Cellular component (GO): nucleus
Molecular function (GO): DNA-binding transcription factor activity, RNA polymerase II-specific; zinc ion binding; RNA polymerase II cis-regulatory region sequence-specific DNA binding
Source: RefSeq, a predicted model, not a curated record